AUGGCUCGCAAAUUGAAGGGACGCCAAAUCGUUGGAAAGGGUCUCAAGGGUGCACUCCAGCACCAUAUUGUGAAAGAAAAGUUCCAACAGGAGCGUCAAAAAUCAUUGACACUGGAGAAAGAAAGAAGAGAGAAUAAGUCCAAGUCUAUUAAAGGUGGAGGUAAGCAAAAGAAGCAACACCAACCACAGCAGCAGAGAACAUUCAUUCCUUUCGAUCAGAAAGAUACCCUUCUACUUGUUGGUGAAGGAGAUUUUUCAUUCGCUUGUUCCAUCGUCAGACAAGCACUUAUCGAUCCUGCCAACCUCAUAGCUACCAGUUACGAUUCCAAAGAUGAGCUCAUUGAGAAGUAUCCAACGGUCGAGGAUAACCUCAAGUAUCUUCAUGACGAAGGUGUCCAAGUGAUCCAUGACGUUGAUGCCACUAAUAUGGUGCAUUCGUUCAAACUUCCUACAAACGCCAAAAAGGGUAGUGCAAAGUUGUUUACUCCACACAAGAAGCUCAACUACGUAAUGUUCAAUUUCCCACACACUGGUCGUGGAAUGAAGGAUAUGGAUAGAAACGUAAGAGACCAUCAAAAGUUGGUUUUGGGCUACUUUAAAAGUGCCAAACAACUUCUAUCUUUGGUAAAUGAUGACACUAAGAAUGCACUUGGAGGCUACGAAGACAUCCAGCCGAACAACAAUCAAAAAAUCAUUCUCUCUCUUUUUGAAGGUGAGCCAUAUAUAUCUUGGGGAGUCAAGGCACUUGCCAGAAGUGAAGACUAUCAAGUUGAACGUUCUGGAGCGUUCAAUUGGGGUGCUUUCGAAGGUUAUCACCACAAGAGAACCAAUGGAAUUAGAGACACAACCAAGCCAGCCGCUGAGAGAGACGCUCGAAUCUACGUGUUCAACAAGGCACUCACAAAGGAGGAGAGGGAACAAGAGGCCAAAAAGAAAAAGUCCAAGGACAGUGAUGAUGAAGAUUGA
Sungouiella intermedia is the source of this 966-nucleotide messenger RNA. NCBI's taxonomy places the organism in Eukaryota, Fungi, Ascomycota, Pichiomycetes, Serinales, Metschnikowiaceae. The record is from the annotation of a GenBank genome assembly.